This is a messenger RNA of Coffea eugenioides, 1513 nucleotides long. Its product is annotated as UDP-glycosyltransferase 76B1-like. Bases 38 to 1414 code for a protein of 458 amino acids. The transcript has 2 exons. The record is from RefSeq and is a predicted model, not a curated record. Gene Ontology annotation, molecular function: UDP-glycosyltransferase activity. Lineage: Eukaryota; Viridiplantae; Streptophyta; Magnoliopsida; Gentianales; Rubiaceae.
ACUGCUCAAAUUCAUCCUUUUAGUAUACAAAAGGUUCAUGAAGGAUCAGGUUGGAAAGGUUGAAAUGCAAGCCAAGAAGGGAAGACACCGUUUGGUCCUCUUUCCAGUGCCCCUGCAAGGCCACAUAAACCCUAUGAUUCAUCUAGCAAGUAUUCUUCACUUGAAAGGCUUUAGCAUUUCUAUAAUUCAUACCCAAUUCAACUCUCCAGACCAUUCCAAGUAUCCUAAUUUUGCCUUCCACUCGAUCCCAGAUGGCUUGUUGGAACAUCAAUUUUCUACAUCAGAUCUUGCAGCUCUUGUCACACGGCUCAACCUUAACUGCAUCAGGCCGUUUCGCGAAUGCUUGGCUAGCUUAUUAUCGGAUAACGAGGAGCAUGUCGCAUCCCUGAUCACUGACAGCAUUUGGCAUUUCACUCAGGAUGUAGCUGACAGCUUCAAGCUUCCCAGGAUUGUGUUCAGGACUACAAGUGUUUGUUCUUUUUUAGCUUUUCAUGCCCUUCCUCAUUUUCGAGAAAAGGGAUAUCUCCCAAAACAAGAUUCUCAACUGGAAGCACGAGUGGGAGAAUUCCCACCCCUAAAAGUGAAAGACAUUCCAGUGAUAAAGACGCGAUUCCCGGAAUCUUUAGACAGGAUAAUGAGUCUUAUGAUGGAAGGGACUAAAGCGGCUUCCGGGCUGAUCUUCAACACCUUUAAAGAGCUUGAGGAUAACGAACUGAUGAAAAUUGGCCAAGAAUUUUGCAUCCCAAUUUUUGCAGUAGGCCCACUACACAAAUACUUCCCUGCCUCCUCAAGCAGUUUACUAAGACAAGAUCAAAGUGCAAUCAUUUGGUUGGAUAAACAAGCUCCCAAGUCUGUAAUCUAUGUCAGCUUUGGAAGCAUUGCAGAAAUGGAUGAAACUCAAUUGUCUGAAGUUGCCUGGGGCCUAGCCAAUAGUAGGCAGCCUUUCCUCUGGGUGAUCAGGCCUGGAUUAGUACAAAAUUCUGAAGAGCUUGCAAGAUUGCCGAAUGGUUUCUUGGAGGCUGUGGAGGGAAGGGGAUAUAUAGUCGAAUGGGCUCCUCAACAAGAAGUACUAGCUCAUCCUGCCAUUGGAGGGUUCUGGACACAUUCAGGAUGGAAUUCUACGCUGGAAAGUAUAUGUGAAGGAGUUCCAAUGAUUUGUUCACCUUUUUUCGGUGAUCAAAUGGUAAAUUCUCGAUUCGUUAACGAUGUUUGGAAACUUGGAUUGCAGUUGGAGAAAGGACUUGAUAGAGAGGAGAUCGAGAUGUUGAUUAGAAGAUUAAUGACAGAAAAAGAAGGGGAAGAAAUAAGGGAUAGAGUAAUGUCUCUCAAGGAUACAAUUAAUUCUUGCUUAGAGCAAGGUGGUUCUUCAAAUCAAUCACUAGAGAGCUUCAUUGAUUACAUCUUGUCAUUCUGAUCUUGUUAAUUUCCCUGUCUAAAGGCUCCGUCUAAUGGUAAUUUUCUAUAACUAUUUUUUUUUUUCCAAAACAUGUGUAAUUUAAGCUUCAAUCUGAAU